Molecule: messenger RNA, 5160 nt
Organism: Vollenhovia emeryi
Lineage: Eukaryota; Metazoa; Arthropoda; Insecta; Hymenoptera; Formicidae
Exons: 2
Coding region: 1-5160 (1719 amino acids)
Biological process (GO): proteolysis; DNA integration
Molecular function (GO): nucleic acid binding; aspartic-type endopeptidase activity
Source: RefSeq, a predicted model, not a curated record
AUGAGGGUUGAACAUAUAGAAAAGCGAGUACAACAACAAUUUCCGUUAAUUGAUGUCAUAGUUAAAUCCUAUGACAAUUUAGUUGAAAACAGUUUGAUUAAUAAUUCAAAUCAAAGAAUCAAUGCUUGCCUCUCCUCGUUAAAAGAAACAUGGGAGAAAUUCUCCUUGAAUCAUGAGGCAAUUAAAUUGUCAAUUACUAAGCUUAGUACCGAGGAUAAACUUACAAUUUACAAUCACGCUUAUUUUGUUGAAAAUUUAUUUUCUGACACUCAUGUAUGCUAUCUCGAGUCGCUUGAAAGGAUAACUUCUAUGUUGGAGUCAGAUCAGUUGUCAACUACGGCCUCUGUGUCAACUCAAUCUCUUUCUCAGCCAUUGAGUUCAACUGCUUUUGUACAACACACGAGGCUUCCAAGAAUUACUAUUCCAACUUUUAACGGAACUCCAUCAGAAUGGCUGUCAUUUAAAGAUUUGUUUACUUCCAUUGUGAUUAACAACCCGAGUGUCUCCGCGGUUGAAAAACUACAAUAUUUAAAAACAAAUUUAGUUGGAUCUGCCGCCCUGUUAAUUAAAGAUACUGUUCUUAUAGCUGACAACUUUCAAAAGACAUGGGAUGUCUUAGUCUCUUUCUAUGAGAAUAAACGAGUACUUGUUCAUUCAGAAUUACAAUCGUUGUUUACGCUUAAACGAAUAACUAAAGAAUCAGCGGCUGAACUUGAGCAGCUCUACUCUAAGAUAGGUCAAGCUUAUAGAACUUUGCAAAGUCUUGGUCGACCAGUUGAUCAAUGGGAUGACGUGUUGGUUUACACAGCAACUCAGCGAUUAGAUGCUGAGUCAUUAAAAGCAUGGCAAAACAAAUUAGGAUCUGCUAAAGAUCCGCCCUCAUGGGCUCAGUUUAGUGAGUUUCUGUUUUCUCGUAUAUUAGCUCUUCAGGCUUAUGAAAAAUCUCAUCAUGGAAAAUUUAUUCAGCAAACACGACAACAACCGGCUAAAGUACAUUUCCAAGGAAAAUCUAAAGAUUUAGCAUCCAACAACAAUUCUUGUUGUGUGAUAUGCUCAGAGAAGCACUUUACUCCUAACUGUCCUCAAUAUAGUAAUAAAACUGUUUCUCAGAAGAAAGCUCUCAUCGUCAAGCACAAAAUGUGUUACAAUUGUCUCGGGUUACAUCGAGUUUCGUUUUGUAAAACAACUAAAAGAUGUAAGAAGUGCGGGCAAAAACACCAUACUUCAAUUCACACUGCAAACGUUUCAACGAAUGAAAAUAAGAAGUCUCCUGAAGUAAAAGAAAACCUUUCGUCAACCGUUACUAAACCUGAAGCUAAGGUUUUGCACUCUUCUGUAAAAAAUCCAUUGAUAGUAUCUCAAGUAUUAUUAGCUACAGCGCAAGUUGUUCUUAUAUCAGAAAAUGGUCGAAUUACAAAGGUUAGAGCUCUUAUAGAUCAAGGCUCGGAAAUUUCUAUAAUAACAGAACGGGUUGUGCAACGACUUCAACUUCCACGAAGUCCUUCAUCAUUGUCAUUAAUAGGGAUUGGCGCUCAAAAGUCUAACAAGACUCGAGGCCUUACUUCUUUCACACUUAAACCACAUUUUGAUUCUAAUAUUGAAUACUUAGUCUCAGCUCAUAUUCUUCCAAAGCUUACUUCUUCGAUUCCCUCUACUCAACUUGAUAAGACAUCAUGGCCUCAUUUAAGCGAACUUAAACUUGCAGAUCCAGAAUUUGCAAAACCCGGAUCAAUCGAUUUAAUAUUAGGAGCCGAUAUAUACGGACAGAUAUUAGAAGAAGGCAUAGUAAAGGGAGCUUCUAAUACACCUAUUGCUCAAUGUACUAGAUUAGGAUGGAUCGUUUCAGGCUCAACAAAUUCAAAAGAUACCACUUCAAAAGUCCAUGGAUAUCACGUUACUGUCGAUGAAGAUCUGUACGCUUUAAUAAGGAAAUUCUGGGAAUUGGAAGAAAUUCCAACAUCAAAUAUUACUGUCUUAUCUCCCGACGAACAAGAAUGUGAAAACCAUUUUAAAGCUACACAUAUGAGGGAUUUAAAUGGAAGAUACAUUGUCAAACUUCCUUUUAAAGAAUCAACAGAUAAACUAGGAAAUUCUAAAACAAAAGCUGCACAAUUAGUUAAAAGUUUAUUCAAUAGAUUUAAUGCUCAACCUGAUUACGCUAAAUAUUAUACUGAAUUUAUUAAUGAAUAUGAGAACCUGGGUCAUAUGCAAAGGGUUCCAGGUUGUCAAGUUGAGCCUGAACGAUCUUAUUAUCUCCCACACCAUGGAGUGUGGAGAGAACAAAGUCUUACAACAAAAUUGCGAGUAGUUUUCAAUGGCUCCAGUCUAACAACGUCAGGCGUUUCCCUCAAUCAAUUGCUUCAUGCAGACAUUGAGAAAAUGUACAGACAGAUAAUGGUCCAUCAGGAUAAUUGGGAUUAUCAAAGAAUAUUAUGGAUGAAUAAAAUGAAUGAGAUAAUUAUUUUCGUUCUUACCACAGUCACUUACGGACUUGCAUGCGCUCCAUUCUUAGCAUUACGCACAUUCAAUCAAUUGAUUUUUGACGAAGGAAACCGUUUUCCUCUUGCCCUCCCUACAAUGAAAAAGGGUAGAUAUGUUGACGACUUCUUUGGAGGUGCCGAUACAGUCGAAGAAGCAAAAGCAGUUGUCAGUCAGGUUGACCAGCUCUGCAUGGCGGGCGGUUUUAAUUUACAAAAAUGGGUCAGCAAUAAUCCAGACGUUCUUGAAGCUAUUCCUCCUAGUAAACGAAUUGAUUCGCUUUCCAUUCAAAUAGAGAACACGUUAAUCCAUGCCCUCGGACUGUGCUGGCAACCAUCCACUGAUGUUUUUCAAUUUACUUUAAAUUUAUCUAAGCCUAAGGUCAUUUCUAAAAGAACUAUUCUAUCUACAAUUGCCAAAUUAUUUGAUCCUUUAGGAUUUCUAUCACCUAUUACCAUUUCAGCUAAGAUAUUUAUUCAGACAUUAUGGUCACAUAAACUUGAAUGGGAUGAUCAACUCCCUCCUCCUCUUUCUGAUAAAUGGACUACCUUUGUUAGCCAACUUAAAGAUAUGCCAAGUUUUACUUUCCCAAGAUGGUUAGGAUUCCAAUCGUCAGAUACCCUAGAAAUGCACGGAUGUAGCGAUGCAUCACAAAACGCAAUAGCUGCAGUCGUUUAUAUACGAUCUACAUCAAAGGAGGGAAAGGUCACCGUCACUUUAGUGGCAUCAAAAACGAAAGUAGCUCCCUUGAAGAAACAAACUAUACCUCGUUUAGAAUUAGCAGGAGCAGCAUUACUCGUUAAAUUAAUGGUACAAGUUUUGCAAGUAUUGGAGAUAAAAGGUAUACGUGUUUUUGGUUGGCUCGAUUCUUCUGUGGCUUAUACCUGGAUCACUAACCCUCCAUCGAGAUGGAAGGAAUUUGUUCAAAACCGAGUCUAUUUAAUACAAGAUCAACUACCACAAGCCUCAUGGGGAUUAAUUCCUGGUAACGAAAAUCCAGCUGACUUAGCGACUAGGGGAAUAACUCCAUCUCAACUAUUGAACUGUUCCACAUGGUGGACAGGACCCCAUUGGCUUUCUCAACACGAAUCAACAUGGCCAAAGGUCUCUGCAUCUUUAAACGAUAAUGACCUUGAAGAGAGAAAUAAACAAAUCUCCACUGUUAUUAUCGAUAAAUCCUCAGAACUAUGGGAUCUGAUUUUUAGGUACUCGAGUCUCACUAAAUUACUAAGAAUAACUGCAUUAUGUAGAAAAUUCGUUUCAUUGCUCAGAAAAUGUCGGAAUUCCAGUGAAGAAAAAUCACUAAGUAUUACUGACAUAGAACGCGAAAAAUUGUACUGGGUUAAAGCUAUUCAACAGUCUUUCUUCUCUCAAGAGAUUAAGAUUCUAUCCCAGGGACAAUCUCUCCCAAAAUCAAAUCCUCUUCUUUGUUUAACAUCAUACCUUGAUAAACAAGGAUGCAUUCGUGUAGGAGGACGAUUGGAGCAUUCUCAACUAAGUGAAGGUUCUAAGCAUCCUCUAAUUCUCCCAAAGAACUCUGUUCUAACCACUUUAGUGAUUGAUGAUUCACAUAAGCGCACCCUUCAUGGAGGAACUCAGUUGACUUUGUCAUUCUUACGACAACAAUAUUGGAUUAUCAGAGGUCGUACUACAGUAAAAUCCUUUAUUCAGAAAUGUGUAAUAUGUACUAGGUUUCGACAAAAAAGAGCACAGCAGUUAAUGGGUCAACUUCCAGUCAAUAGAGUUACACCAUCUCGUGCUUUUCUUAAUUCUGGAAUUGAUUAUGCAGGCCCUUUUGUCAUUAAAACAUGGAAAGGCAAGAAUGCGCGUACUUACAAAGCUUACGUUGCCUUAUUUGUUUGUUUUGCUACAUCAGCACUACAUUUAGAACUUGUCACAGAUUACACGUCUGACGCAUUCAUUGCAGCUUACAAAAGAUUUACAGCACGAAGAGGAAUCUGUGCCACUUUAACUAGUGAUUGUGGUACUAACUUUGUGGGUGCUGAUAAAGAGCUCAAGAAACUCUUUUCUGAAUCAUCUAGGGAACUCAAACAAAUAGCUAUUCUUCUAGCCAACGAUGGCACUCAGUGGAAAUUUCACCCACCUUCAGCUCCUCAUUUUGGAGGAAAGUGGGAAGCUGGCGUAAAGUCGGUUAAAACUCAUUUAAAAAGAAUUGUUGGAGAUCAACUCUUAACAUAUGAAGAAAUGGUUACUUUUCUUACACAAAUUGAAGCAGUUCUUAAUUCGCGUCCCCUUUACCCUUUAACAGAUGAUCCUGAUGAUCUCACAGUUCUUACUCCAGGCCACUUCCUUAUAGGAACAGCGCCUACAGUCAUACCCGAACCAUCGUUAGAGACAGUCAAAAUGUCUCACCUUAGUCGUUGGCAACUGAUCAGGAAGAUGCUAGAAGGCUUCUGGUCUCAGUGGUCAAAAGAGUAUUUACAACGAUACCAUUCCAUUUACAAGUGGAAUAGAGUUGCUCCCUCGCUAAAGGAGGGUGCUCUGGUUUUGAUUGUCGAUGAAAGGAAUCCGCCUUCAAAAUGGCCGUUAGGCAGAAUUAUACAAACUCAUCCAGGACCUGAUGGUCAUACUCGAGUUGUUACAGUACGAACUCAGUCAUCAACUUUCAAGCGACCGAUAGUAAAAAUUUGUCCUCUUCCCAUAGAAAUUAAUGAAGCGUAA